AUGCGAAUUUCAGUGAUUGAUGGUCGAGCACUCCGUAAACGACGUCAAGGACUACAGUCAAGUGCCUAUUCUGCAAUAAAUAAUAUUCGCAACAUUAAUCCAAACACAGGUUAUGCACAAAAUUUUAUAGGACCAGGACGUAAUUGGUAUCCAAUAGGUAAUCGUUGGUUCAGACAAGAUAAUCCGCCAUAUCCAUAUAAUAACCAAUUCGGCUACAAUGCACCACCACUUCCAUAUGGCUAUCCCAGUUGGUUAGGCACUUCUACCGCCUUGGAAUAUGGAGCUCCGUGGCUUUCUCAGCACGAUUCGUAUGUGCUUACGGCUUAUAGUGGUCAAUCUUUCGUUCCACCCUCAAGUGAUUAUUAUUUUAUGCCGUUGCCCGGUACUAAUCGUCAUCGACAAUGA
This is a messenger RNA of Rotaria sp. Silwood1, 405 nucleotides long. NCBI's taxonomy places the organism in Eukaryota, Metazoa, Rotifera, Eurotatoria, Philodinida, Philodinidae. The record is from the annotation of a GenBank genome assembly.